AUGCAGGAGCCGCGCGCUCCGUCCUUGAGGGCUGCCGGGCUGACCUUGCUCGGCUUUCUCGGGAGGACUGAAGGCCGACCUUCGCGCUCUCCCUCGCUGCCGGCCCGGGGACCGCACUGGGCGACAGAUCCGGAGCCCGGCCGGAGGGGGCGGUGCGCGGCGCUUUCCAGCGCACAGGCGGACCUAGCCCGAGCCCCGCUCCCCAUUGGCCGCCACCUCGGCGGGAGGGGCCGCCCGGGUUCGGGGCACCUGGCGUCGCCCCUCCGCAGGGAAGUCGGAGGCUGCCCGGCAUGGGCGCCCGGAGGUAAAGGCAUCGGGAGGGAGGCCUGGGGUAUCUGUGGAGCUCGAGGAGACCAGCCCUGUUCUGCCAGCUGCCCCGGGGCGGGCGGCUCUCGGAUGCGCCUGCUCUGGCUUCGCCAGCCGGAAACUUUGCUCCGAGAAGUCCCCCACCCUCCUGAUCGCGCCGAGAGGCGCCUGGUGGGCCGCGCGCCCCCGGGGGCCCCGCAGCCCCGCGCGUGA
Molecule: messenger RNA, 519 nt
Organism: Rangifer tarandus platyrhynchus (Svalbard reindeer)
Lineage: Eukaryota; Metazoa; Chordata; Mammalia; Artiodactyla; Cervidae
Source: the annotation of a GenBank genome assembly